Messenger RNA from Zingiber officinale, 1363 nucleotides. RefSeq names its product RHOMBOID-like protein 12, mitochondrial. Bases 160 to 1137 code for a protein of 325 amino acids. NCBI's taxonomy places the organism in Eukaryota, Viridiplantae, Streptophyta, Magnoliopsida, Zingiberales, Zingiberaceae. The transcript has 8 exons. Gene Ontology annotation, cellular component: membrane. Gene Ontology annotation, molecular function: serine-type endopeptidase activity. The record is from RefSeq and is a predicted model, not a curated record.
CAACACGGCCGAGUUAGAACGGUGCCCUACGAACCAAACCAAGAAGUAGCUGGCGCGCCCGGCGAUCGCCGUCGAGGCCAGGCGCAGUGUGCAUCGGAAUACUAGGGCGACUUACGGAGGCUUCUCCGAUUCCGAGGAGUGAAACCUGAAACUAGGCAGAUGCGGAGGAAUCAUUUCGGCAAGUUUCUCGCGCUCUGCUUCUCCAAGCGAUGCAACUCAUCCCCCAUUGCCUCCUCCCCUUUCCAUGGCUGCUCCAUUCCUCACUCCUACCGAGCUUCUCCUUUCCCGCGUUCGCCGCGUCCCGACGCCGACCCGCCGAUCGCUUCCGCCUUCGCCCCUGGCGGCCUCCGUCUUUUCUCGCAGCCACCGAAGGCGGUCCCUUUCUGUGCGUCGACUCUCGUUGGCCUCAAGGGUCUCGUCGUAGAGGGUGCCUGUGCGCUCAAGAUCUCCUUCCAGAGGCGGUCCGGGUUUGAUCCCAAGCGUCUCCUCUCCUUGCCGCAGCAGUUUCUCUGGAAAAGAUUUAUGCCUGUUGGCCAUGGAGACGAAGUUGUUUAUGGCCUUCUUGGAGCUAAUGUUGCUGUUUUUUUGUUAUGGAGGAUUGUUGAUCCUUCAUUCAUGGGGAAGCAUUUUAUGAUUUCUCUUGAUAACUUCAAAAGCGGUCGCUUGCACACGUUGAUUACUAGUGCAUUCAGUCAUUCUGAUUUCCACCACCUCCUGACUAAUAUGAUUGGUCUUUACUUCUUUGGCCCAAGUAUUGUCAGCCUAUUUGGUCCUGAAUUUUUGCUGAAGUUAUACUUAGGAGGUGCAUUAGGUGGAUCAGUUUUUUACUUAGCACACAAGGCAUUCAUGGUGCCAUCUUCGAAGGGUUAUCGAGGAUGGGAUGAAUCAAGAAUUCCAGGACUGGGUGCAAGUGCUGCUGUAAAUGCUAUAAUUCUUCUUCAUGUGUUUCUCUUCCCUAAAAAUAUUUAUUAUGUAAAUCUCAUUAUACCUGUUCCUGCAGCACUGUUGGGAGCAUUCUUGAUUGGAAGCGACCUAUGGAGGAUCAAGAAGGGAGAGGAACACAUUUCAGGCGCUGCUCAUUUGGGGGGUGCCGUGGUGGCUGCGUUGGUAUUUGCUAGAAUUAAGCGCUGGAUUUGAUCAGGAGAAUGCCCUUCAAAAUCCUCUCUCUUGUUUUCAGUUUUUAUGCAUUUUAAAAAAUCCUGAUGCAUGCGUAUAGGUAGUGCAUGACACUGCCAGUAACUAUAAUGCUCAUCCAUUUGUUUUCAUGAGAUUAAAUAGCAAGAACACAUCUGAUAUUGUUUAUGCAAGGAAUUCUCAGGGAAUAGAAUGGAGGACUAGAAUAAAAAUACUUUUUAUUUGGUUA